CUUUUGCUCGCCAGCGCGGAGAGCACUGUAUCCACCUAAAGCACAUAUUAGGCGUGUCGACAGCCGUAUGAACCCUUGAUGUGACUCAAAGAGAAGAAUGAGACGAAAGAGAUGACUUGAGAUCCCGACAGAAGCAGCAGGUAUGGAUGGCGGUACGGUCGCGCUGGGGGAUGAGAUGUUGGAUCCUCCGCCACGGCUCUACGAGAGAUUGCGACACAUAGCUGGCUACACCUUUGACGAGUCGGAACCUCCCUUUCACUCUUCUUACGACAACUGGCAAGUGUAUGGGACGAAAGACGUUGUGCAUAAUUCGAGUAAUGGGAAUCUCUCAAGAACCGAUUCGGAACGCAACAGCCCACGCCCCGAGGGUCAAAACCACAUCGGAUAUCGAAAAGCAGUCAGUGAGAGCGGAAGUGAAGCCAGCGGGUCUCACGAUUCCCAAGAAGAGGUUAUCGAGCCGAGGGCGAUCAACGUUGUUGCGCGGGUAUCCGCACAUGCUCUGCGGGAAGAACGGGCAUACCACAUCUGCAAAAAUUUGAUCAAGAAAGUCGAUCCGGAGGGAAACCAUAUCAUCAGGCCGAUAGAUCUCACGCGCUUACCAAGUCAGCAAGGGGAUAAGGGCCCAAUUGUCGUCUGCAUUUUCGCCCAUCCGGGCCCCAACUACCUCCCGAGGGUUAUCGACUACGGACCAGCUUGGUAUAAAGGCAGGAAGGCGGGGGACAAGAAUGAUGAAUUCGAGGCUUUCCGGGAGGAGUUCGUCCCCAAAGAACAGGUUCCUCUACAGACUUUUCUUGACUUCGCCAUCGGUGCCUCCGAAUGCCUCGAAAUCCUCCAUCAUGGCCAAAGGAUCGUGCAUGGCGAGAUCAGAGGGGAUGCUUUCCACAUGAAUGCAGAGACUGGUGGCGUUAGAUUGAUCAACUUUGGCUCUGGAUUACGAACUUUCGAACAUGGCCUGACUUCCACUGGAUGGUCUACACUUUCUAAAGAAAUCGGUGCCAAGACCAAGCUCUCAUACAUGAGCCCAGAACAAACAGGUCGUAUGCCUGCGGAGCCUGAUAGUCGGACAGAUAUCUACUCUCUGGGGAUUCUCUUCUGGGUCAUGCUAACCCAGCAGCCUGCUUUCGAUGGCGAAACACCAAUGGAUAUUAUUCAGGCAGUGUUGGGCAAACGGCUGCCGUCAGUGUCGAGCAUGAGAAUGGACAUUCCUGAUGUCAUAGGAAGAAUUAUUCAGAAAAUGACAGCGAAGAUCAUUGGUGAUCGAUACCAUUCUGCGAGUGGGCUCCGGUAUGACCUGACAGAGGUUAGGAGGCUUCUGGGCGUUGGAGAUUCAGCAACUCUGAAGCAUUGGCAGAUUGCCACCAAGGAUGUUUCCUCAUUUUUUAUCCUACCAAAUGUGAUGAUGGGCAGGUCCAAGGAGCACGACGAGGUUGUCAAAAUCAUCGACAAGGUCGCGAAACGGCAUAUCAUCGGCCAGAAGCAAGAUAUAGGGAGCAUUUCUUCUGGAUCGAGCAUAUCUCUGGAACUUUUGGAGCAGGCGAUUGGAGGAGAUAAUUCAAGCGAAGGAGAUAACACCAGUUCCGCUGACGGGCGAUCAAAUUCUAUGAGUGGAGGCUUGUCUGUAGAGCCCAAGAAUUCUUACAAAAGUGGCUCAAGUCAAAUGCGUUCAGGACCGAAUUCACAACACAAUUCUAUGGAUAGCCAAGAUGGGCUUUCUCGCCACAACAGUGUGUUGAAACCUUGGGAGAAGAACAAUUCGCUAUCCCUAGAUUCGAAAAGUGUAACAGACAGCCUGAAUUCCGGCAUAAAUUCAGACACAGCACAGAAGUCGCCAAGCUCUGAAGGGGUGGGAAGCCUGACAAGCCAUCGAAAUAGUCAGAAGUUUAAAAGGAAAGGUCGAUGCGAGGUGGUCAGUAUCUCAGGUACUGCAGGCUUAGGGAAGAGUUGCCUUGUUCAAUCGGUUCAAGUUGAAGCCCGCCGCAGAGGAUAUUUCGCAUCCUCCAAAUUUGAUCAGGCAAAGAAGACUCCAUUUGGUCCGGUCCUCAAACUCCUCUCGAGUCUCUUUAAGCAAGUUUUCUCCGAAAGUAACACCAACACAGCAUUCCACCACAUGCUCAAGCAAUUUGUUCGGCCCGCUUGGCCACUUCUCCACAGAGUUUUAGGCCUUCCAGAAUUUUUACUAGGUGCAAUGAGCACUUCUCAAAAGCUGGGUCACUCCAGCUCGUUAUCUCAGGUCUACAACAAAAGCCUGCGGGCAGAAACCAAGAAACGAGACUCAUCCCCUUCGAGCUCACAUAACAGCCUGUACAGUCUAUCUCUCGGUGCUCAAAGUUCUCAAGAUUUCCUCCGUGCUGGAACUGCCACAAAAUCGAUGCGAUUGAUGAACACCUUCUUGGACGUUCUGCGUGUCUUCACACAGCAUAAAUUCAUCUGCUUUUGCUUGGACGAUUUGCAAUUUGCGGAUGACGAGUCAUUAGAUUUGAUCACCCAGAUCGUGGCUGCUAGAAUGAAGAUGAUUAUAAUAGUGACUUACAGGCCGGAUGAGGUGCUUCCAGAGCGGAUAAGAGGCAUCAUUGACCCGCCCCAGACAGAGGGUAUCAAGUAUAUCAAAUCCGCAGGCGUGGGUAUCACUCGCGUCACACUAAAACCUCUGACAGAAGAGGACAUGAUCGAUUACGUCGCGGCAACCCUCUCGCGGCCAAAGCCGGAGGUAAUCCCCCUGGCCGCUGUCAUCCAUUCAAAAAGUGCUGGCAACCCAUUCUAUAUGAGAGAGAUGUUAGAUACUUGCCAUCGAAAGCAGUGCAUAUAUUACGAUUACAGAGAGAGCCGCUGGUGUUAUGACCUCGACAAGGUCUUCAAACGCUUCGAAACAUCCAGCUAUACGGAUAUACUGAACCAUGAGUUCGUCACGAGCCGCUUGAACGAACUGCCAGCUCCUUCACGAUCAAUUCUUGCUUGGGCUUCUCUAAUUGGCUCGAGUUUCAGUUUCGAGUUGGUGCAGAGACUUCUAAGUGGAGAAUUCGAUUACGACGAUUCUACUCCUCAUAAGGAGCUCAGCCAGCCGUACUCGCUGUCCCAUUCACAACAAGAUAUCGUAGAGGGUCUUCAAGCUGCCAUCCAAGCAUACGUUAUUGUGGCCACGGAAGACGACGAUCGAUUUAGAUUCGCCCAUGAUCGGUACAUGCAAGCCGCUUCCUCUCUUCGCGAGUGCAAUGGACCGAAGAUGCAUUUCAUCAUCGCCCAAACACUCAUGAAAUAUUAUAUUUCCGAAGAACGGAGUCGAUCAACCACUGCAGUGCAUAUCUCCGAAUGUGUAGAGAUCAUCAGAGAGCGUGUUAAGCAUAGGCAGUCAUUUAGGAAAUUGCUUUUCGAUUGCGCGACGUCCGCCACGGAGAGUGGAGCGAGGUCGACGGCUGCAAGAUAUUACACAAGUUGUUUCGCGCUGCUGCAAGACAAUCCCUGGAAAGAUGGCGAAAUUGACGUGUAUUACGACGAGACUCUACAGUUCUAUACCAGAGCGGCCGAGUGCUACCUGUACAUGGGAUCAUAUUCGGAAGCUAAGCGACUUCUAUCAUCCGUCUUCUCCAAUGCCAGAACAGCUGUCGAAAAGGCUCCUGCUUGGGUCUUGCAGUCCAGAAUCUACGCACAAGAGGGCGAUUCUCAAUCUGCAUUCAAAGCCUUAAAGCAGUGUCUGGCAGGACUGGGUGUGGAUGUGGAGGACGAGCCUAGCUUUGAGAAAUGUGACGCUGAGUUCGAACGCCUGAUCAUCAAAAUUCAGUCCAUCGACCGGAAUGAUCUCAUCAAAAGAACCAUGGCAAAAGACUCUAAUCUUGCAGCAGUGGGAGCAGUUUUAGUUGAGACUAUAAGCGCGGCAUUCUGGACGGACAGGCUGACCUUCUAUCAAAUGUCAUUGGUCAUGGUCAAUACCCAGCUUACUUGCGGCAACUUCCCUCAGUCCGGAAUGGCGUACCUCCACCUCGCAUUGAUCGCCAUUACCAGAUUUACCAUGAUCAAAUUCGCUACUGAAAUGGGGAAUCUGUCACUGGCAAUCAUGGCGAGGUGGAGGGAUCCGUAUACAAUGGGCCGUGGCAGCACGACAUAUUCCCUCUUCAUUGGACAUCUUUCGAACAACCUGCAAGAGUCGGUAGCACAAUUGGAAGGAGCCGUCGAAUAUGCCAUUCAGACUGGGAACAGAAUCACAACAAUAUUGACCUUUGGCUUGUUAGGGAAUCUCAAAUUCUUUGCCAGCGAAAACCUCAAUGAACUGGAAUCUUUUCUUCAUUUUGGAAUCGAGGAAAUUCAAGAUUGGCAGCUUGAUACGCGUGGUGGGACCAUGGGCAUCGCUGUCCGCCAAGUGUGUCGUGCGCUACAAGGCAAGACCUUUACAAGAGAUCCUUUGGGGAUCAUGAGUGACGAUUCACACAAUUCUGAGGUGUACAAAGCUUGGCUGAGGAGCUCCUUAAGGAACAGCGAUCGACCGCUCUUGUUUUAUGAGGGGAUUGAGAUUGCUCCCUUAUUCUUAUACGGCCAUUACCAGAGAGCUAUCGAGAUCGGAUCGACUUGUCUUGAGAACAUCGAUAACAUUUGGUCGGCUCGCAAUACCCGAUUUACCAUGUUCAUGCACGGCUUGUCUCUGGCUGGCUUGAUGUGGGAUAAACUCCAAAAUCCACUGAGACGAGCCCAACCCGAAAAUGACAACCGCCAUUCGAAUGUCAGAUUUGGCCCAUCGGAAAACGAGCUUCUCAACGACGUUGCACAAGUUACAUCUCAGAUGAAAGAACUGCGGAAAAAGAUCGUUGACUGGCAAGCUGUUAGCGAUAUCAAUUAUCUUUGUUGGUCGGAGUUGCUCGCUGCCCAGAUCUCUGAGAUGGAGGCUGAUCAUGGUGGGGCGAUGGCUUCCUACGAGAAGAGUUUGGAUCAUGCUGCGGCUCAUGAUUUCGUGUUCGAAGAGGCGCUCGGAAAUUAUCUCCUGGCUGGAUUCUUCUUGCGGACCGGCUCGAGGCGAGCAGCUAAGGGGUCACUGCGAGAAGCUCUAUCCCUUUACCGAAAUCUCGGUGCUACCGGUGUUGCUGAAUAUAUCGAACAGGAACACAGUCUUCUAUUGCAAGGACCGACAAAAAACGAGCGAACAGCCGAUGCUUUUGCUCAAACAGACUUUGCAGGCGAUUCGGCUCCCGUGCAAUACACCACGCUAGAAGGUAACGAGGACGAAGAACGCCCACAGACUCGAGCUACUAUAACGGAAACGCGUGGCGAUCGCAUUGGACAAUGGCAAGGGGCUUCAGCUCGACCUGAUGUUGGCUCGGGCUUACCCGCUCUCGAUAUGCUGGAUUUGACGUCAAUCUUAGAGAGCUCGCAGGUCAUCUCGAGCGUAUUGCAAGUGGACCAACUCCUCAAGACGAUGUGCGAGAUUAUUCUUCAGAAUUGUGGUGGCCUGGCAACUUCAGCCGCUAUCGUCGUCGAAGAAGAUGAUCCAGUCAGUUGGAGCAUUGCAGCGAGCGGCGAUUCUGAGAAAGGAGCGGUGGCACAUAUCCCAGGAAUUCCUCUGAAUGAGACAGCUCUCGUGGCUGAAGGUGUUAUCCUUUACUGCACUCGCUUCAGAGAGACGGUAUUUCUUCCCGACUUGAUCCACGAUGAGCGAUUUAGCAAUGUUAGUGAGGCUUGGGCAGCUCGAAAUCCCGUCGGAAAGUCUGUUAUUGCGAUCCCGAUUUGCCACGGUGUGAAGCCGCUUCUGGGGGUUCUAUAUCUGGAAGGAGAACCGAACGCCUUCACUGAUCGAAACCUCACCGUCUUGCAAUUGCUUGUUAAUCAGAUCGGUAUCAGUUACUCGAAUGCCUUGACGCUAAAGGAAGUCGAAAAGGUUUCCGCUUUCAACAACUCAAUGGUGGAUGUUCAAAAGAAGGCGCUUGCAAAGGCUCUGAACGCCGAGAAACAAGCCAAUCUGGCAAAGGCUGAAGCACUACGGAAUGUCAAGCUCGCCGAGGAAGCUGCCAAAGCAAAGUCGAUUUUCUUAGCUAAUGUUUCACAUGAGCUCAGAACACCACUUAAUGGAGUAAUCGGAAAUUCUGAGCUGUUGAGGGACAGUGAGCUAACAAAAGAUCAAGCUGAGAUGGCUGACUCGAUUCGUGUCUCUGCCGACCUGCUUCUCACCGUCAUUAAUGACAUUCUGGACUUCUCCAAAAUGGAAGCCGACAAGAUGGAAUUGUUCAUUGUCGCAUUCAAAGCGGAUGAGAUGAUGCGGGAGGUUGUCCGAUCUGUUUCGUACAGCAACAGGGACAAGAAGAAUGUCAGGAACGUCGAGAUCUUACAAGACAUCAAUCUUCCUCAAUCCCUCAUCUUUGGCGAUCCAGUGCGGUUGCAUCAAGUCUUGGGCAAUCUAGUCUCGAACAGUCUUAAAUUCACAGAGAACGGAUCCAUCACCAUUGGUGCUAGGACCGACUGGGAGACAAGUGAACAAGUCAAACUGACGUUUUGGGUCAAGGAUACUGGCAUUGGUAUUCCGCCUCAGCAAUUGGUGAAAUUAUUCAAGCCGUUCAGCCAGGCAGAUGCCAGCACAGCACGAAAAUAUGGUGGAAGUGGUCUCGGCCUCAGCAUCUGCAAAUCACUUAUCGAGUCGAUGAUGGGUGGCAAAAUUCAACUCGAAAGUGUUGAAGGAGAGGGCACAACCGCUUGGUUCACCGUCACCUUUCCCAAAGCCAAAGAAGCAAUUGCGGGAGAUAUUCAGAAUGGCGUCGACCAACAAGAUUCAAUCGUGAAGCAUGCCAGGACUGAGCGUGCGCGGUCGAAUACUCCAUAUUCUGACUUCUCUCAUAUCCCCAGGGACCAGUUGCGUAUUUGCAUAGCAGAAGAUAAUCCUGUGAACCAGAAGAUCGCUGUACAAUUUAUGAAGAAGCUUGGGUUCAAAUAUGUGGAUGCUUAUGAGAACGGCCAGCAAGCCGUCGAGGGUCUGCGGGAGAAGGCUAAAGCUGGUCAACCGUAUCACAUCGUACUCAUGGAUGUUCAAAUGCCUAUCCUGGAUGGAUACGAAGCCACCAAACUGCUUCGAAGAGAUCCGAUAGACGCUGUUCGAGGAACACUAGUCAUUGCUAUGACUGCAUCUGCUAUUCAAGGAGAUCGAGAAAAAUGCUUGGAGUCAGGGAUGAACGAUUACCUUGCGAAGCCAGUUCGCUCGAAUGUGCUGAAGAAGAAAUUAGAUCAGUAUAUUCAACAGCCAUUCCCGACCCCGAAUCUUCAAGCAGAAGCGAAAUGUGUAGCAGACAAGGUCCUGCAGGAAAUGAACGGCUCUACCAGUCCGUCCGUCCGGAGCGGCUCGUCCGGAACGGCAACGCCCACAACUCCGAGAGAGAGCGUUAGCAGUGCUACGAGCCCUUCUCCUCUUUCCCAGCCGGCACAGACAACAGAUCAUAAACAAGACUAUGGAUUCAGUACGGAUGCCAAUUUCAAGACUAAUAUCGGCAGGAUGCCACGGCAUGACGAAGAACAGUCUCCGAAAAGUGUCACUGCGAAUUUUUGGACAAAGCAGACGAGGUCGGAAAAUGAGCCUUUGUCAAUGACGGAGGCUGAAGAGAGCGCAAAGGAUGUGCUUAAGGGCUUAGGGGGUGACGUACAUAAAUAAUAGCCUUCGACGGUGCCGAAGCACAAAAACACAUGAAUUUAUCGCAGCGAGCGUUCGGAUAUUUGCAUAUGAUAAUACGAGAGUUGGAGUUUAGAUGAGAUGCAUAGUUGAUGCGAAAGAGACGGACCGGUCUCUCUGGAGAACAUGUGUAUACAAGGACGGAAGGAUGGACGAACAUACACGAAACCGUUUCCUUCAUCAGCGUGGGCGUUGGUGUGUUGAUAUUUUCCUUGUGCAUAUUGAUGCAUUCAUUGACUGUUCUUCAUAUAUUGGGGCGUGCUUUACGUUGGCUGGAAGUGUUGAUACCAGGUGAUGUGGAUAUAGAGAGGACGUGAGAUGAAUGAAUUGUAUGAGCUACAGCACGUACGCUUUACGUGAAGUUCUAAAGCCAAGGUAAAGAACAGAUGUAUAACCUUGAUAUCUCCCCUUAUUACCGGAUUGGAAGGUGGUUCCAAGAAGAGGGAUUUACC
Hyaloscypha bicolor E is the source of this 8082-nucleotide messenger RNA. Its product is annotated as HHK1, histidine kinase-group X protein. The coding region runs from base 143 to 7612 and encodes 2489 amino acids. Lineage: Eukaryota; Fungi; Ascomycota; Leotiomycetes; Helotiales; Hyaloscyphaceae. The transcript has 6 exons. The record is from RefSeq and is a predicted model, not a curated record. Gene Ontology annotation, molecular function: ATP binding; histidine phosphotransfer kinase activity; phosphorelay sensor kinase activity. Gene Ontology annotation, biological process: phosphorelay signal transduction system; protein autophosphorylation.